UUGAUAUUAGAUCAGAAGCAACAAUACUUGAAUCAGUCAAGAGUCAGUUAAUCAAUCAUUCACUUCAAACCGAUCGAUACUUCGGAGCUUCAAGAUGGCGACCGUCAAUGUGAAUCGCAGUGUUACGGAUAUCUUCUAUCGCUACAAAAUGCCACGCCUCCAGGCCAAAGUGGAAGGUAAGGGCAACGGCAUUAAAACGGUCCUCGUCAACAUGGCCGAGGUGGCAAGAGCGAUCGGGAGACCAGCUACCUAUCCGACCAAGUACUUUGGCUGUGAGCUGGGCGCCCAAACGCAAUUCGAUCAUAAGAACGAACGUUUCAUUGUGAAUGGAUCGCAUGAUGUGAACAAGCUGCAGGAUUUGCUCGAUGGUUUUAUUCGCAAAUUUGUGCUCUGUCCCGAGUGCGAUAACCCGGAGACAAAUCUAACUGUCUCGGCCAAGAAUCAGACCAUCUCGCAGUCGUGUAAGGCCUGUGGCUUCCAUGGCCUACUGAAGGUGAACCACAAGGUGAAUACGUACAUUGUGAAGAAUCCGCCAUCGUUGAAUCCAGCUGCCCAGGGCUCAUCACUAACGGAGGGCAAACGCUCGAAGCGUGUUCAGAAGCAAAAGAAUGAAAACUCUGAUGGUUCGAUGUCUAACAAUUCCAUGGCCAACAAUUCUGGCGGCGAAUCCGAUGGUGGCAACGGCACCAACCAUGCCAGCCAAACGGAAGCCGAGAUUAGCGCUGCCAUACCGGAGAAGACCAUGGCCGAGGAUGACGAUGAUGGUGGCUGGAGCGUUGAUGUUUCCAAGGAGGCGAUACGCGCACGGUUGCAGGAUCUGACAGAUGGUGCCAAGGGUAUGACCAUUUCGGAUGACUACGACAAGACGGAGAAGGAGCGCAUCGAUAUUUUCUACGAGCUGGUAAAGAACAAGCGGGAUUCGAAGCAACUGGAUGAUGUGGCCACGCAUAAGGAGCUGCUGAUUGAGGCCGAGCGCUUGGAUAUUGUGAACAAGGCACCGCUAGUGCUGGCCGAGCUGCUCUUCACUGAGAAUAUCACGCACGAUGUGAGAAAAAAUCGGAUUCUCCUGCUGCGGUUCACCCACAACAAUCCGAAGGGCCAACGCUAUCUGAUCGGCGGCAUCGAGCAGACUGUUGAAUUGCAUGCGGACACGUUGAUGAACAAGGUGGCUGGAAUCUUCAAGAUCUUCUACGAUUUGGACAUCCUGGACGAGAAGGUGAUUCUUGAAUGGGCCCAGAAGGUCAGCAAGCGUCAUGUUUCGAAGAAGAUAGCCACCGAGAUACACCAAAGAGUUGAACCGUUUGUCCAAUGGCUGAAGGAUGCCGAGGAGGAGGACUCCUCAUCGGAUGACGAUGAUAAUGCUUGCGGUGAUUCGGAUGUCGAAAUCGAGUAUGAUGAUCGUGCCCGUGUCGAGCCCUUGAAGGUGGCAGCGGUCAGCGCUGCCGUUGCUGCUGUUAACAAGAAGAACGCCAUGGAGGAUGAGGAUGGCGAUGAAAUAGACAUUGAUGAGAUCUAAGCAGGCAGCACCAACCAAUCAGUUUGUGGACAAGGGAAUAGCCAAAUUUUGUAAUAGAACAUGGUUUAGAAGGAAUGGAAACAAAUA
Molecule: messenger RNA, 1603 nt
Organism: Drosophila navojoa
Lineage: Eukaryota; Metazoa; Arthropoda; Insecta; Diptera; Drosophilidae
Gene: eIF5
Product: eukaryotic translation initiation factor 5
Biological process (GO): translational initiation; formation of cytoplasmic translation initiation complex
Cellular component (GO): cytosol
Molecular function (GO): GDP-dissociation inhibitor activity; translation initiation factor activity; eukaryotic initiation factor eIF2 binding
Source: RefSeq, a predicted model, not a curated record